Messenger RNA from Archocentrus centrarchus (flier cichlid), 8667 nucleotides. It is a transcript of the gene mgab, whose product is annotated as MAX dimerization protein MGA b. NCBI's taxonomy places the organism in Eukaryota, Metazoa, Chordata, Actinopteri, Cichliformes, Cichlidae. The transcript has 22 exons. Bases 546 to 7298 code for a protein of 2250 amino acids. Gene Ontology annotation, biological process: cell fate specification; positive regulation of DNA-templated transcription; regulation of transcription by RNA polymerase II. The record is from RefSeq and is a predicted model, not a curated record. Gene Ontology annotation, cellular component: nucleus; chromatin. Gene Ontology annotation, molecular function: RNA polymerase II cis-regulatory region sequence-specific DNA binding; DNA-binding transcription factor activity, RNA polymerase II-specific; protein dimerization activity.
GACAGUGCGUGUAUGUGUGUAUGUGGGCUGAGAAAGGGUGAGAAUGGAAGUGUGACCGAAAAGUCAAGGAAAUAGACAGGAACAGACAGAAACUGCUCUCAGCGCGCGAAUCAUAAAUCCUAAACAUUUUCGCGCAAACUUGCAGAGAGUUGUCCUGACCGGCGCGCGGAUCCCGCUUGAGGUGGGAACGAACAAAUAAAUACAUAUUAAUCUGCUGGAUGGUGCACUCCCGCUUCCCUCGCGCUGGCGGGCCGGGAAUCACGCGCCGCUGAGGGAGUGAGGUGGUGGUGGGGGGUUGAUAUUGUGCAUGCGCUUUGGCUUCGCUGCGUGCACACUCGGGUCGGUCGAUGUGAGCACAGUGGCGUGGCUCUCGGCCUCCAUUUGCCAGUUGUGUUAAUGUUCGAGGAAUUCUCCGAAGCCCUUUCAACGGCGACGGCGACGUGCAACAGUUGGAGCUUCGCCGCUGAACGUUGCUGUCGUAUCGCCCCGGUCGGCCACGAGGUAUUGAAGCGACGCUGAAAGUGUGAUGAUCAGAGCCGCUGGUGAUGUCUGCCUUAGACUCUGAGCUCCCACCUAUGGAGGAAAACCAAGCAGUGGAAGGUGAGAAGGGCAGCUUGCUUAAUGUGCCCUUCUCAGCUCCUCCUGCUUCCAUCCCAUCUUCAGCUCCUCCGUUUCCAACCUUGACGAGCCCUAAUUUCACUAGUGAGACAGUGGUUGAAAGUAAAGCUGUCUCCAUGGCAAGUAAUGAUUGCAGCGCUGCUGUUUCUUCACCUGCUGAAGCUAGCCCGGCUAAGUCUGCAGUAACAUCAACUUCUACCUUGGAAGGAACUGUUGAAAAAAGCCCAGAUACCUCACAUAUAGAAUCUGCAUCAGACUCCCUGACAUGCACGGAGACGAGCGUUGUCAAUAUGCCUGAAUCAUCGCCGUGGUCAUCUGCAUUGCCAGUAACCACAUUUGGCAGCCCGGACGUGGAAAAAGACUUUCCUGCGGUGCUGACCUUCAAAGGUGUCAGCGUCAGUUUGGAAAACAACAAUGUGUGGAAGCAGUUCUACAGCUGUGGAACUGAGAUGAUUCUCACUAAGCAGGGCCGCCGUAUGUUCCCCUACUGCCGAUAUCGCCUGGCUGGCCUAGAUCCCAAUCAGCAGUACAAUCUGGUCCUGUCCAUAGUUCCAUUGGGUCAGUACAGAUAUCGCUGGAGUGCAUCCAGAUGGGAAGUCACCGGAAGAGCAGAACAUCAGAACCAAGGUCUUAUUCGAGCAUUUUCACACCAUUACUCACCUUGUCGAGGCUCAGAUUGGAUGAACAGCUUGGUUUCCUUCUACAAGCUCAAACUGACCAAUAACUCCCAAGACCAGGAUGGUCAUAUAAUCUUACACUCCAUGCAUCGCUACAUUCCUAGGCUUCACAUAAUACCUGUUCCAGAUGGAGGAAUGCCCACAAACGACAACCCUGUAGUUAUGGGACAUGAAAGCAUGACCUUUACGUUUCCACAAACUGAAUUUAUGGCAGUGACGACAUAUCAGAACUUUCGGAUUACCCAGCUGAAAAUUAAUCACAACCCAUUUGCAAAGGGCUUUAGGCAGGAUGGGAACAACCCCCGCUUAAACAGAAUUGCUAGAGAGGAUCAACCUAUGGUGAAGGCAGAAUACCAGCCCUUAGUUCUCAAACCUGCUGAACCCAGUGAAAACCAGGAAGAGGUAGUGGAUCUGAGUGCAAACAGUCACAGUCCCUCUGCUUCUCCAUCAAAUGUGCAAGAGACCAGACUGGUACUGAAGCCCAUAAUGUCUAACCCUGCCAGCAAAGAUGACCCGUAUGUGCCCUGCAUAAGAGGGAAACAUGCCCUUGGUGAGCUUGUGCUUGUUGAACCCAAGGAAGAAAGCAAUGCCACCAGUGCAGCCCCUGAAGUGCAGGAGGGCUUAAAAGUAUGGCUGUCGCCCAAAGCAAGAUCUGUGACUCCUAAUUCUUCAACCUCUACUCCUGUGUCAUCACCUCGGUUCCGCAAGAGGAGGAAGAGGAUAAACAGACGUUGGGCAAAUUCCCGGGGAAGAGAGUAUAAAACUGCUGCAGCCUACUCCACGGUUGUCCACAGCCCAUCACUGACAGUCGCUAUGCAACCAGAGAUGGAUGAUAUAGAAGGUCUGCUGUUUGUGUCAUUCGCCUCAAAGCAAGCUCUUGAGGUUCACGUCAGGAACAAGCUGGUCAGUACCUCAUCGUCAGCAUCUCCGGCUUCCCUAACAGCACCGACACCAUCGAAGCAAACAAGUAACCAACUAGACAUCAAUCCAGAGACUGAUGAGGAAAAGAUUGCUCGUUUCGAGGCUGCCCUGCUGAAUGAUCUCAGAGUCCUCAAACACAGACAGGUCAUCCAUCCUGCCUUGCAGGAGGUGGGCUUGAAGUUGAGCUCCUUAGACCUCAGUAUGUCCAUUGACCUGCAGUAUUUGGGGAUUUGUCUACCACUACCUCCUCCAGAGCACAGCAAGGCCACCGCUAUGUCUCCUGGUGAUGAGGCACUACCCUUCAUCUCCAGAACGGGAAAGACAAGUGACAUGACGAAAAUAAAGGGAUGGAAAAACAAGUUCAUAAAGGGCAAAGAAACAUCUCCUUCCAACUGUGAAGGAUUACAAAAGAACCUCUCCGCCUUCUGCAGCAACAUGUUGGAUGAGUACUUGGAAAGCGAAGCUCAGCGAAUCAGUGAGCGUGCUGAUGCCUUCUCCACAAACCCAGAGGGCUUUGUGUCCUAUCAGCUGCCCGCUAAAAGCUCCAGUUAUGUAAAGACCCUGGACAGCAUUCUCAAGCAUCAAAAGCCUGCUCAUAAAUUCCCACCGGGAGUCAACAGACCGUGCCCCCUAUCCCACAAACCACUCCUCUACUCUGCUCUGACAUCACCUGCUCCUCCACUGGCCACCCCAGCAGUCCCCUGUCAAGAAGGAGCGAAGUCCACAUACCAGUCUGCAUCCUCGCCUAAGCAUCCAGAUGAUGCUAGUGGUUCUAGUUAUACCCAGAAUCAGGGGGUUUCACAGAGGAUGUCUACAGACCACCUAGGUGUCAGUCAAAGACCAGAGAUGAGCUUUGGCCAGAACCAGGGGAUGAUACACAAACCGUCAGGGCUCACUAAGUUCCAGCACAAACUGUUGGAGAUGGAGAUGGAAGCUCUGAACCAGGGCCUCAGCAGAACACAGCUGACUUCAGAGAGGCUGUCAGCUGCUUUGUCUGUAAUACUGACAAAAGAGAUGCAGCCCAGUCAGAUACUUAAAGCAGCCCCUUUUCCAAAGAAUAAUGUUGUGGGACCUGAAUGUGGCCAAGAGUUCUGCAGACUUGGCUGUGUGUGUAGCAGCCUACAGCACCUGAACAGAGGCCAUCUCCACUGCAGGCGGCCUGAAUGCAUGUUUGGCUGUACCUGCUUCAAACGCAAGAUCACCAAGCAGAUGUCCACGGGGGACAGUGAAGAACACCCUGUUUACUCAAUGACUAAUAUGGAACACGUGGUCCAGCCUCGCCAGGGCUUACAUGCUAAUAAAAUGUGGAUUUCUAACAGUACUGAUGAGGAUCCAGAAGCAGUUUUUAUUCCCAAAAGUGCUCCCCUCUUUGUGGUUCCACCAAAGGUCCAAAAACGCAGCAAUUUAUCUCGUCCAGCACAACCGAUACGGGAAGAGGAUAAGGAUCCGGUAUAUAAAUAUUUGGAGAGCAUGAUGACGUGUGCUCGUGUAAGAGAGUUCAAUAGCAAGCCUCCUCCUCAAGUGACGCUAGAGCCUAAGCUUUUCGCUGUUACUGCACCAGCUACCACAGCAAAGCGACAAAAGUCCACUGACAGUUUGUCCAACAAGUACUACAGCACUGUACCAGCUCUUAACAAAGGAGGUAAAAGAAAAAAUCCAACUGAAAAUGCAUCGCAGGAAACUGCAUCCAGUGAAGCAGGAGCAAGGAAGCAAAUACAGAUCCAGUCAGUGUGUCGGUGGCAGAUGGACCAGAAAAUGAUCCUGGAGGCUUUAUGUCAACGGAUGAAUCAUGAUCAGCUUUCCCAACGUUUCUACAUCGGACCUUACUGCAUCCGCCCAGUCACCAAGAUUGUUAUCCGGAAGCCCGGCAGCUCCAUCGUCACCUACCAGGUGCAAAUCAGUAAACCAUCAAAAGCCAGUGAUUGUGAUGAAGAUGAAUGUGAUGAUGGUGAUGAAGAAAUGCAUACCAGUAAAAGCCUUGAUGAGAACACUGAUGCAGAGGAGGAAGAUGACCAAAUUGAAGAGCCGCAGAUGUGGUUUGGGGUGACACCCUUUCUGAAUGGAGUGAUACCUGCUGGCAUGCUGAGAGCUGAGAAAAAACCUGUUGGCUGCCAAGCAUCUGGACUUAUACAGGUAAAUGGCAAAUCCUACAAUCAGGCCAGACUGCAGCUUGGAAAAAUGGGAUCUUUGCAUCCAGCUAACCGCCUUGCGGCCUACGUCACAGGACGACUGCACGCUUCAGUCGAUAUUACUCAUAAAAAUUCUCAGAAACCAGACUCUAUGCAGAAAACCGGCAUUUCUAGAACUGGUACCAUAAAAGCUGCAAGCUCGCCAGCCCCUCCGCUUAUUACUGCAAAGAAAACUACUGGUCUGAAGACGCCAGCACAGGCACCAGCUCACUUAUUCCAGCCAUGUCUUCAGAGAAAGGGUUCCAUCUCCUUGCUGCAACAUUCACAGAAAUCCUCCAACAUCAGCUCUGUCCAAUCACUUGCCUCAAGUCAGCACAACUCAAACAUUUCCUUCCAGAGCAGCUCCUCAUCCUCGCCUGUGUCUCUCACUGUCUCACAAUCACUGAAAGUCCCCAGCUUUUUGGGACAAAGUGGAACUUAUUCAUUCAGGAUCUGCCCUCCGUCCAACCAAGGCACUGGAGAACAGAAGCUACCUGGUGUUACCCUGCCUGGGGGCUUUACCCUCAUUCAGCUGCCAAAGCCCAGAGCUGGUGGAGCAGUGCAAGAGUCAGGACAUCUAAAUGCUGCAAACAAAGCGAGUGCUGUUGAUGCCCUAUUAAAAAAAGAUGGUGCGUUGAAUUUUAGCCAGUUAACAACUGCGUGUGUUGGCGUGGACGCCAUGAAUGCAGUCAAGAGCACGUCAAGCAGCAAAUUAGUAGAGCCCGGCUCCUCCCCUGAGCUGGUUUGUGAUGAGAAGAUGCCGUCAGAUGAGACUGACGAGGCCAGCGGCAAGACAGCAACAAAGCAGGAAGACCCGGAUGUUGCUUCAGAAGACACAAGCUCCUACUCAUCAGACUGUGAAGGAGAGGGGGACGAAGAUGAUGAGACUGUGGAUGUCGAGACUGUUGAAGAAGAAAAACAACAAAUGGCCAUUGCUAAAAUGAAGAAAGCUGUUUUCAAGGCAUUACUGGAAUCACGAGAUUCCAGUGAAGAUUUGCGAUCGUUGGUGGCGCUUGACUCCCAGGAUCCUGAUGAACAUUGUGAGUCUAAGUACAAAAGAAAGCGCGAGAACCACACCGUGCUAGAAAGGCUGAGACGAUCUGAACAACGAGACCUCUUUGACAAACUUCAGAUUGUCCUUCACAGUGACCCCAGAGCCCCAAGACUCCAUCUUCUGUCACAGGCCCUGAAAGAAAUUCAGAUACUGGUUAAAACCUCCAAACAUCUAGAGGAGACAAAGGAGAUGCUGAUGCAGGUGCAGUCUGGCUAUGUAGAGAAACUCUCUCAGUUGUCUGGGAAGCCUCAGAAUCUGAUCAGACACAAGCUAAAGUCGAUCUGCGAGAGACAGAAAAGGAAAGAGAAGAAGAUGAAAUCGAAGCCGUUCUUUUCCGAGCUACUACAGUCCAGAGCCACACUUCUACAAACUGCUGUUCCCCAGCCUAAGGCCACGCUCUCACCCCUGCUACCACCUGACUUUGUGGCUCCGUCUCACGCUAACGUACCCAUAACAGCUGCCCAAAACAAUUUACUAAAGAUCAUAUCCCUGCUUAAACCUCUGCCACCAAAAGCUCCAACUGAAUCCUGUGUUAAGUCUCCCAUUCCCACACCUACAUCAGACCGUCCACCUCUGCCGGUGUCCUCGCCAGUCCAGGUUGCAGCACCCCGGUCACAGGUGACGAUUGAGCCAGGUGAACAUGUGUUGUCAGACGAGGAGAGCCAGUCUCCAUCAAAGUUAGAAGUCAAACAGAAAGUUUCUGAACAGCCAGACCAGGUUCCUGGUUCCCAAGUUCCCAAUUCCCAAACAGAUGAGCAGUCUCAGUGCUCACCUGUUAAAGCUUCACCUCAGGUUCCUGCAGCCCAAGAAGGAGCCUCACCUGUAUCCCCAACAGCUAACCAUACCAGCACCAAAGUUCACACUCCACAGGCUGUGGCUCUUCCUCUUAUUCGCUCCAAGACUGGCAGAAUCAUACUUCCCUCGUGUCUGAAACCAAUUGGUCAAGGCUUCUACACACUCAUGGUCAUGAAACCCAAUCAGAAGGGGGAGGAGAGUGAUGUUAGCUCUUCAGCUAAUAUGCAACCAUCUGAUGUGGACUUACUGAAGAAAUCAGACACUAACUUGUCUGCAUCUGACCCACCUUUGGAUUCGGAAACCGGGAAUAACCUGGACAGCAAAACUGCAUCUUCAGAUUCAGAUUCAAAGGGUUCCAAUGCAAGUUACCCCCUGGCUGAGCUUGCCAUCCUUAACAAAUCAAUUUUUGUGUCUUCAGUGGAUCUGAAAGCUACAGAAAACAGCUGUGAGGGCAGCAAAAGUGCAGGUUUGAAUACAACUCUUCCAGCUGCUCGCUUGAGUUUUAAUCCUGUGCAUCACAUUCCUCCUGUCGGGUCCGAGACUGAUCCUAGCCAUCCCAUAGUCUGCCGAGCCAGGGGGAGGCCUCGGAAGAACCCUGCGAGUACCCCUGUAGGUGAAAAUGAAAAGUGUACUGUGGUAGAAAAGACCCGUAAUUGUGUCAGUGAAGGUGAAAUAUCUAUGCUGCUCAAAAAGAAACAAAGUAAAAAAAAUACUUUGGAAGAGACCAAGAUGAACGCAGAGGACCCCACAGGUAAGGCCAGAAAAGUAGGAGCUAAACCUGUGCCAGGCAAACGACCCAGAGGAAGGCCUCCGAAAAGAAGGUCGGCACCAGUUAAGCGUCCAGCAAGUAGUCCCCUUAGAUCCAGCCCUGCCAGACUUAAAUGCAGGUCUCAAAGUCCUGCUGCUAAGGCAAAGGAAAGCCCUGCUACAACAAACAUUCUUGGAGAUAUUAGGAGAUCAAGGCCUUUAACACGCGGCGCUUUAGGAAAGGACUUCCCCAGUGCAAAGAAACGGUCCUGGAUAGAUGUAGAAAAGGAACUGGAGCCUGACGUAGAAUUUGCAUAGUUAAUGUAACUUCCUGUCGUUACAAAAACUAAUGUACGCUCUGAGUCUCACACUGAAAUCUCACUCAUGGCAAAAGAUGUUUUCACACAUGACGGACGUUUUUGAGAGAAUCACGACCAGCGCACUGUCUGAAGUUCUCGCUUCUCACAUGUACAAAACAACAGGAGACUGUUUCCUUCAGACACGUUCUUAUUACUUGAAAUGGUCUGUUAGGUUAAAGUGAAGGUGCUGCCUGUGUCGAGCAUGCAGGUAAGCACACUAUAUCUGCAUGCUCGCUGUGAAUUCACCACAGAAUUAACUGCUAUUCUCACAGUGGCACAAUCAGAUAUCACGCAUUCUUUGUCCCAGGGAGCCUGCAUGUUAAAGACUAAUGUUUUGAAAAGAUCAAAGCUGCUUUACAUGCCUGAAAACGACUUUAAGGAUGCAGCAGCUUUGUCUAGCAUCAUCCUCGUGGUCUUACUUGAAGUUUCUCUGCUUUCUGCUGAUAGUGGUAACUUGAGUCAUGUAGGUCACUGAAAGCUUCACCAAAUGUGCCUGUCUGAAAAGCCAAAAGGAUCGGGGCCACGGCUAAUCAGUGCUGCUCUUUUCUGAACUCAGUGGACUUCAUUCACAACAUAGAGAGGCUGUUUUUUUUGGUAUGAAGAAUUAUGAAAUGGCAUUAAGAGACCUGCUGAAUGUAUUAAAGAGAUGAAUUGGUUUUGAUAUCAGUGUUCUCCAAAACAAAUUAUCUUUAAAUAUUACCAACAUUCACGUAGGGUAUUAAGAUGUAUUUGAAUUACGUUUAACUUUGAGUCAUUCUUCACUGAACUCUUAUGCAAAAGAAAAGUGCACAGAUAUGUUCUGCGGUCCAGCAUGUUAAACCUUACAGUGUAAGCUAAAUGCCUGUUCCUGGCCGGGCGAUUCACAGCUUUAACUCUAUCACAUGUCUUAACAGAUGUCAUUUUUCCAGUGUUUGCUAGAUAUUGUGUAGUUUAUUUUGGACUUCUUGGUUGUGUUACUAACUCAAGAAAAAUCAUCAGGUGUUGCACUUUAAAAAUCUUUGGCAGAAACCACCCAUGUUGUUUCUUAUUUGAUUUAACCUGUAAAGUAACAUAUUACUCAGCAUUAUGAAAUAAUCUUUGAAUAAUAGUACAUGUAUAAACCUGAUGUUUUGAAGGUGAUGCAAGACAAGUAGCUGUAGUAGACGUGUACCUGUGUACAAAGAUUCUGUGAAUAUUGUACUUUUUAAAUGGCAAAACAAUUAGUUUGUGGGUGAUUUUGAAACACUGGUUAUGUUGCUUCAGUCAACUGAAUUAGAUACAUUUAUCAUCCUGCAGUUACUCAGAGUACCACCAUUUUGUUUUGUUUGAUGUUUUUGAGCCAGAAUGUA